Molecule: messenger RNA, 1779 nt
Organism: Grammomys surdaster
Lineage: Eukaryota; Metazoa; Chordata; Mammalia; Rodentia; Muridae
Gene: Znf174
Product: zinc finger protein 174
Exons: 3
Coding region: 568-1779 (403 amino acids)
Source: RefSeq, a predicted model, not a curated record
AGCUGCCUCAGAACGUGGUGUCGCAGGUGGCUACUGGAACUGACACCCAAGGAGCUGCGUGUCCCCUUGCCGCAACCUCACCAGGCCGAGCUGGCUGGGCCGCGGAGCCGCACUCUCUACCCCUAACCCACGCUGUAGCCGCGUCGUGGCCUUGGCUCUGCUUCACUCAGAGAUACUGGAUCAGGUCGGUGUCUGCCAGAUGCCGGAGAGUUGGUGCGAGCUACCUGCAAGAUAGCUUAAACUUUCCCUGGGGAUUCCUCUACCAGUCCGUUAGAUCGUGUUGUGAAUUUCGCCAAAUACCAAAAUAAAAUACUCCCUCCAGUGCUCUUUUGGGAUAUUAUGACUUUUCUCCUUAAAAAUUGACGAAAAGACUAGGAACUAUCUUGUUUUCAGAGUCUGGGAUAAAGACUAGCAAAUGAGAAAGCUAUGUCUUUGCGGCCCUUCCCUAACACCUCCAGAGGAGCUUCGUUCCUAACAUUUUUCUAGCCAUCAGAUUUCUCCAGAGCAAUGACCCAGAAGACGUAAUCAGUUUACGAUUAGAGUGACAUUGUUCCCACAGCCCCCAAAAUGGCAGCUAAAAUGGAGAUAGCUUUGAGUACCCACACUGAGGAUUCUGACAAGCAAGAGAGACACAUAAUGAAGCUGGAAGAAAAACGUGGCCCCCCUCAGCAAUAUCCUGAUCCUGAGCUUUCCCGCCAGAGCUUCAGACACUUUUGUUAUCAAGAAGUGUCUGGGCCCCAGGAAGCGCUCUCCUGCCUUCGACAGCUCUGCAGACAGUGGCUGCAGCCUGAACUACACACUAAAGAGCAGAUUUUGGAGCUCCUAGUGAUGGAGCAGUUUCUGGUCAUCCUACCUCCAGAGAUCCAGGCACAAGUCUGGCAUCGGUAUCCAAAGAGCAGCAGGGACGUUGUGACUCUGGUGGAAGAUUUGCACAGAGCAUCCAAAAAACCAAAGCAGUGGGUGACCGUUUGUAUGCAAGGGCAAAAGGUGCUCUUAGAGAAAACAGGAGCUCAACUCGUAGAACCAGAACUUCGAGACUUUCAACCCCAAACUCCUAGCAGAGAUAUUCAGGAGAACUCUCUAGAAGAGCCUUCCUGGGAAGGAUCUCAUGAGCAGCUGAGUCCUCACCACUGGGAGAAGUCUCUCCUCCAGGAACCAGUCCUCAGAUUGACUGAGACAGAGUCCUCCAGAGUGAGAAGUGACGACAAGGAAAAUCCACAACAGGAGGGAGCAAGAGGAACAAAGGUAUGCACAGUCUUACGUGGAAGACCUAAAGGGGGUACCAUGCAAAGCCCUGAGCCAGGAGGGGUGACGGCAAGUGACCCCCGAUUGCUGCAGUGGCAAGUCAGAACCCCACAGUCUCUCAAGCCACUUGCCCACUACCAGAGACGUUGCAGAGAGCUGGAAUAUUUCAGCAACCCCCUUAGAGGCCACCUGCUGAGAGAAUUAAAGAGAAGAAGAGGCCAAAGAAGCCUGAGCAGCCUUCUGCAGCGUCUUGGUCACCAGGCAGCCCACCCAGCCAAGAAACCUUACAGCUGUGACGACUGUGGGAAGAGCUUCACGUGGAAUUCUGAGCUGAAGCGACACAGGCGAGUGCACACCGGGGAGAGACCCUACAUCUGUGGGGAGUGCGGAAACUGCUUUGGGAGACAGUCGACUCUGAAACUGCACCAGAGAAUCCACACUGGGGAGAAGCCAUACCAGUGCAGCCACUGUGGCAAAUGCUUCCGCCAAAGCUCAAACCUCCACCAGCACCACAGGCUCCACCAUGGGCACUGA